This is a messenger RNA of Racocetra fulgida, 162 nucleotides long. NCBI's taxonomy places the organism in Eukaryota, Fungi, Glomeromycota, Glomeromycetes, Diversisporales, Gigasporaceae. The record is from the annotation of a GenBank genome assembly.
GCUACUGAAUGGGCUAUUGAACGGGCUGCUAAACGGGCUGUUGAAUGGGCUGCUGAAUGGACAGUUGAACAGGCUAGGGUGAUGAUUGGAAUUGAUAAACCAGGAGGAUGGGUAGUAGUUGAAGAAAAUGAUUCAGUUCAAGAAGAAGUUUUCAUUUUUUAG